Messenger RNA from Xyrichtys novacula (pearly razorfish), 4153 nucleotides. NCBI's taxonomy places the organism in Eukaryota, Metazoa, Chordata, Actinopteri, Labriformes, Labridae. The record is from the annotation of a GenBank genome assembly.
AGUCCUGUGUCAAUAAAUGGAUAGUUCACACGCUGUCAAAAUGAAGCUGCUCUUAAUCUUCUGGCUCCUAACUGCAGAUUUAUAUUCCUGCUACACUGGUGAGUAAAUAUUACUGAUCUUUAUUAAUUCAGUAUCACUUGUUAUGCAUGUGCUCAGCUUGAGGUCACAGUAUUUUAACAUUAACUUUGUAGAAGGAAUGAUUAUACUUCAGCUGCUUUCAAGACAGACCAAACCAUAACAAGAACACAAAUCAUUUUAAGUUUUUUAAGAAAUGGAUGACCAAUUCUGAGAAACAGUAACAAAAUAUAUUCAGAGCAAACUAUCACCAACCACAACACACCAAAGAUGAGAACACCUGUAUCAAAACGCAGACAACCUGCCUUCAUACGUUCACUCAGACUGACCUGAACCCUGAGAUAGAAAGCACAAAAACAUUCAUGAGGAAAGUCAUUUUAACAAAAAAUGGUAUGUCUUUAUAUUUCUUUGAUAGAUUAUUAAACACAAAUAAACUGUACUAACGAAAUAAAUCAUGAAACACAAAUAGUUUACAAAUUACAUAACAAAAUGCAAAAGUAUGAAAAAACUCAAAAAAUAUUCCACAAAUUGACAAAAAUCCUUCAAGUGUUUUUAUUUGUAAAACAGUGUGUGAUGAAUGUUUUUGUUUUUGUUUUUUUGUAUUUUGUGAUAAUUUUUGGAAUGUAAUUCAGUUUUUUAAAUGUUGUAAAUGCUUGUGUGUUUCACAAAAUGUUUUUGCAUUAUGGUGAAUGCUUUUGUGUCAUGAAAUAUUCUACAUUUUGGGAGGGUGGGUGACGCUUUAAAAAUAUUUUUGAUUUUUGACAUUUUGAAGAAAUUGUGUGAAAAAAUGUUUCAAAUUUUUUGUUGUUAAAAUCUUUGUGUAGUUUGUUUGUCAGGGCAUCUGUAAAUAUAACCCUUUCUUUGUAACAUUAGCUUGGUAAAAGCUUUUAGUUCUAACUACCGUUGCUAGUGUGCCAGUUUUAGCUGUUGUUUACCAUAAAAAACACAGUCAUACUAACAUUUAGCUAAUAGAAAACAGCUUUAAACUACACUGUGUUCUGUCUUCAGAUUGUCUUUUAUAACGUGCAAACUUAAAGUUAAACAUUUCCAAAGUUUCUUCGGCACAGUCUUGUCAAUCACAGGUAACCUCGCCACAAACCUUCCCCUGCUUUCUGGUCUCUUUGACUCUAGACAGGAUCAUAAUUAACCAAAAAACAUUGUAAUUUUAUUAAAGAGAUUUCAAACCACAAACUGACACCACAGGGUCAUGAAGAAAAUGAAUUCUGAGGGAAGAACUUCUGAGGGGGAGGAUUCACUGACUUUUACACUAUGAUGUUUACUGCUUUUGGCUACUGAAUCAUUUUUUUUAAUUAUUUCUUUUCCUUUUACAGGUGUUCCAGAAAUCUACGCAGAGCUGAACGGAAUAGCCAUACUGAAAUGUCCAGAGAAGGGAAAUGUAACAUGGCAGUGCCUUGAUAAAGGCGGUCAAAGAAAGAUCCUCCUCACCAUCACAAAUGGCCUGGAAAAAUCAACUAACAAAAGCAAAUAUGGAGCCCAGGCAGAUAAUGCACUGCUCAUUCUAAAAGUUCAAACGUUUGAUUUUAGGAUGUAUUUUUGUAAUAAUAAAAAAGUUUAUCUACGUGACAUAACAGAUAUAAACAGACUGCUUCCCAAAACUACAAACAUGCCAGGUCCUGAUGGACAGGAUUUUGGUGAUGGAUCAGGACAGGCAAGGGAUCCUGCAGAGGAUGAGCCAGGCUCAGGGAUUCAGGGGUCCUCAGGUGACUGGAAAAUCUUUGUGGGUGUAGUCACUGGAGCUGCCUUGGUGCUUUUUGUCCUCUUAACUCUGAGAUUCUGCUCCAAACGGAGAGCAAUGACAAACACCACCAUGGAAAAGACAACACAGGAGGCAAUUUAUGAGGAGAUCGACGAUGUGGAGCAUCAGCCAAGGAGGGAGUCUGUAGUGGAGAGUCCUUCCGACUGGAGCAGCAUUGCUGACACGCCGAACACGUCCACACCAACCAACAAUAACCUGUACAGCACAGUGAACAAAACUAAAGGUCAGAGCAGGGAGGAAUGUGUGUAUUACCUUGCGCAAAAUCCUGCAAGUGUUGGCAGGAAGUAAACUUUCAGUUUCAAUGCUAACUGCUGCUGUCUCAUGGAACAAACUAGCGCUAGUUCAGGCAGGCUAUGAAAUCCAGUUGAGCCCAUGGCUACUUAGCUGAUAGUCUGAUGACCAAGUACAGAAAUGCUCAAAUUUUUCAGCUGUUUUACUCUCUGUUUGCCAUGAAACUUUAAGCCAUGGUAAAAAUAUUUUCAUGAUCUUGAUGAAACCCCACAGAAAGUGUGUCAUAGUCUAUUUCUGUUUACAGGAAAUUUCACAACAGCCUUUCCAUCAUACCAUCUUUAAAUUUCCCUCUUUAUACUAUCAGUCUUUGUCACUUGGGUUUAUCUUGCACAUUCCUGCACAAUGACGCAGCUGUGCCAUUAAACCUGUUGCACUUUUGAAGAGGAUUUUUAAUCUUAUUUUACAAAACUUAUAGUAUUCAUUUUUGAGAAAAAAAGUCUGCUCUGUUUCUCUGAAUUAAUGAGAAAAUUAUCUCAAACUCAUGACAUUAGUGUUUAUAAACAAAAAUGUUCUGCCCUGUUUUUAUGAGGUAAGAAAGAGAACAAUCAAAGUAAUUCAAAAGUGUAGAUUCCACAGUUUCCAAUGUUGUUUAAUGGCUUUUUCUUAUUUUCUUGACCACGUUCACAAUUUUUGUACCAAAACACAAACCAGAGUUGCUCACAUGUAUCAACCAGACUUUUUUUGUCAAGUACAACACAAAAUGCUGUACACACAAAAGAAAAAAAUCAUAUGGAGGGACCAUGAGCCCAUCUACGAAGUUAACAUGUCAUGAAUGAGAGACUGCACAAACAGGAGCUGAAAAAAUUGUGGAAAUCUUAUAACAAAAUCUUAAUUAGGAAACACUGGAGGAAGAAUAAAUGUUCAAACUCAAAGACAGUAUAGUGAAACAGCCAAAAUAGAGGUAAUGAAUAAAACAGUAAAAGAUAAAUCUGGUUGGAGGACAUUAAACCAGAAUAAAAUUUCAGGAUAAAAAAGUAAGGAGAGUAUAAUAAAAUACGUAACAGAAACCACAUUUAGUUAGAACCCUGACUUACGUAUAUGGUAGUUUCUUGAGUUUGCUUUUGAAAAUAUGGAAAGAAAAGCAAAAGUAAGUUGGCCUUGUUUCAGAUUGAUCAAAACUUAAUUACAACCAUAAUUAUGGGACAAUUGAGUGAACCUCAAGGCUCUGUACUCAGUCCAUUACAAUGUAUGGUUUACUUAUAAAGUACCUCUCUUCCUAUCAGCGGGCGGGGUUCAAUACUUAAGAUCUAAGACAUGUUUUUGUGCAUCAUAUUUUUGCCAUUAUGAUAUAGUUUUACUUUAUGUAACUAUUUUGCUUUUGCACAUUUUUUUCUGGUGUUAAAUAACUUUUUCUAGUUUUCUAGUUGAAAUAGAUUUAACUUCUGACAUUUUAUGUUUCAUAAUUCAUUUUUCACAAAAAAAACUUUUGCAUUUCAUGGCUUUUUUUUCUUUAGUUUUCAGACAUAUCUUUGAGUGAUGUGAUGUUUUUGUUCUGUUUUAGUUUUUUUUUUUAAUCAUAAAGUGUUGCAUUUCAUGAAAUGUUUUUGAAUUUUAAGACAUAUAUUUGCGUAAUGUGAUGUUUUGUUUUGCUCUAAGUACUGUGUUUUAUGCUGUUUUUUUAGGUUUUCAUGAAAUAUUUCUGCGUAUAACAAUAUUUUUUGUCCCCAUAAAACUAUUUGGCAUUUCCCGACAAGAAUGAGUUUUAUAACAUGUUAUUGUACUUUGAAUUUUUUUUGUUUGAUGAGAAAUAUUGUGCGUUUCCUGACAUGUUUUGGGUUUAAUCAUGAGUGAAUGCAUUUUGAGUUUUUUUAAGCAUUUAUGAAAUUUUCCUAAAUUUCGUGGCGUUAAGUUUUAUGUCAUAUUUUGGCAUUUUAUGUAACAUGAGGAAUCACUGUCAGACUUUGAGGACUUUUCCCAUUUUCCCAUUUCAAAGGGUUGUUUUUAUUUCACCUUCUUUAAUGUUGAAUGUCGCUCGGACAUUUUCAAUAAAGAAUCAUUUAAAAAAAAAAA